AUGUCGUCGAAACUCACCAUGGCUAACUCGCCGGGUAGGACAGACCAGACGUUCACGAUUGGCUCGAAAAAAGAGCAGCAUCGAUAUGGAGAUGUUUUGUGGUUGAUAUUGCGGGCAUACUUCAGUGGGAGGGAAGUUUCUGGAGAGCAGGACGCAGCAUUCGAAAUGGAUGCUUUGGUUUGUGCCAAACGAGAAGAACGAAACGAGAUUCUGGAGAAAGUAGUGCGCUAUACAGCCAUUCCGGUAGUGGAGGGAUUAGAACGCCUGGAAACAAAUUACAUGUCUCAUCUGAGAGCGACGAGGAAAGAAGUGAAUGAGUUGCUAACAGAGUUCGAAAAGUACCAGGCACUGUUCCCUCACUCGAAAGCAAUGGAAGAAGAUUGCUGCAAAAGGAAGGGAGCGGCAUUCACAAAGCAAUUACUCGAAAGGGUCACAUUGCUGACUACCUGGCUGAACACUGUAGAGGACCUUGCAUCGAAAAUUGCUCAGCUUGGUACUGUAUUCGAAGUAAGCCGUGUUCCUGAUGGUGAGAAACAUUGGCCUCGACCGCUGCACAGCUCCUCUUCCACCGUUGGGCUGCGUGAUGCACGACCGGUGUUUGAGGCUUUUGUCAAGCGGAGUCUCCUUCUCAGGGGCAUGAAACGAGUGGUUGCUCGAGUCUGGGAGCUGUGCGAACGAACAAUCAUGAAAACCGCUAUUCUUCUUCAGCCACCCAUUGCUAGCUAUGCACAUGCGGCCUCUCGACAACGAACGAUGUUGCGAUUGACGUCAGUUCAGAUGGAGCGUUAUAAUGAAAUGUUUAACUACACUCUUACGAGCGAAAAGGCCAAAGCAGUUCGCUUGCCUUCGGUCGGACCUAUGUUUAUAUUUGUUCUUGGAGUUCGAUUAGAGUUAGCUCGAGAAUGGCUGAGUGUUAGAUCAAAGUGGAAAAUACCAGAAGGUGCAGAGAUGGACAUCCUCACUAUGGAAACGUUGAUUGAAGAUUGCAGAGAUUGUGUUGAUGAGGCUGUGCGUGCGAAGUUGUUUUUUCUCGACGUUAUCCAGUCUAUCUGCCCGAAAGGAAGAAAAGGAAAACUGUGUACAGCUGAUUUUGAAAACACACUCAAGGAUGUUUUUGAGAAAUACCUCGGCUAUGUCGAGCGAUGGUGUGAUUCGACAGCUCAGAGUGGUGAUCUCGGAAGGCUAUUCUCUAGAUUGGAGGAAGAAUGGCGCACAGCAUUCCACACGUAUUUUCCUCAUUUGCUUAAUGAGCUUGUGGUAAAAUUUUGGGAAACCAGCAUGGAAAAUAUCUCGGAGAAACAUGGAAUUCGUGAGCCGGAAGACGAUAGGAGCUUUGAUGAUACUGAUAAUGGCUACGACAGCCAAACUCGUGAGCAGACGAAUGUGUUCAGUGCUUUCCGAGCGUACAAUAGCGUGAUUAGGGAGGUGAAGGAGCGCUCUGCCAGAAUCGUUUGUCUGCUUCGUGGUGCUUUGUCAGAUCUUCACGACGCUUCGGGCUAUGUCAUGACCCAACCUUUGGAAGAUGUUCUCGCAGCUCUCCGACCUGAUUAUUGCUUGGUUGAUUUUGGCGAAGAGGCAGUAGCAGUUUGCGUACUGAUCGACUCAGCAAGUGCUGAUAAGGCUCUGGCCCAAGAUUUAGUUACUGCACUUGCUGAGGGGCGGAAACCUGAUUAUGGACGCAUCAUCGUUUUUCCGAAGCAGGAGCUCAGAUGGCUGUGGAAUUAUCGGCGGGUGAAACUUACUCUUGAGGAGAAUGUCAUGGAAAAUAUUCAUUAUUUGAGAACUGAUGUAGUGUGUGCUGUUGGUAUGGAUUGUAAGCUGGAGAAACGAUACCCCGGAAUGUUCGAGUUGGUGCUAACUUCCUGCUCAUCGCACUAUAACGUUGAUCGCGAGCUAAAGAAAUUGGCGGAAGCUUUCUUAGAGCUGACUGAUAUUUUCUCUUGCGGAAUAUCGAUACUAUGCAUCGAUGUUCGACGAACAUACGAUUCUAUAAAGAUGCGUGAUUCAGUUUACUGGACCCUAAUUCAAGCAUUCAAUUUCGCUUUCCAACUUCAUCGUGAAGUUUGCCGAUACGUGGGUGAUUCGUAUUUGGCGGAUUUCGGUAAGCAGCUUGUAUCACAAGGUCUUGACGUCAUUCAUCAGUGGAAGGAACUGAUAGCUGUUAUGAAACCACAGCCUUCUCCUCAUAUUCCGCUUUGGGCUAGUCAUGCGUUCAACUUUAUUCACUUUCUUACUGACCCCAAAUACACGGAAUACCUUUUAGACUGUCAAUUUCAAGUUCUGAAAGCUGAUGUUGAAGAGUGCAAACGGCUGGUACUUGGUGAUAAAGACGCUAUUACGGUGACCCCUAGGAGUCGGAGCUCCACCAUGAGUUCAAGAAAAACUUCUGAUGAGAUUUCGUCAAAGAUGAAAAAAGUAUCCCUUGAGUCUCGUCGGGCAAGGCUUGAAGCGGCUGCACUUGAAACGGAUAAGAAAGUUGCGAAAAGGUCCGUCUUUCGUAUGGGGCGAGUGAUAACCUUGAAACGAGAGGACUUCAAAAUAGAGAACUAUACUGAUCCUUCGAGGACUGCUCCGUUCAAGUAUCAGAUCUUGGAGAAGCUAGCUGGGGGUACUUUUGGAACCGUCUACAAAGCUCUCAAUGUGGAUGCUCAGUGUGUGAUAGCAGUGAAGGAAAUACGUGUUAAUAUCCAUAUACUGAAAUUAUGCACUUUUCCUCGUUCCCCAGUUUCUACAAUUUAUUUCCAGAUUCUCAAAGGAGAAGUGGAUAUAUUUCGUAAUCUCAGCCAUAAGAACCUAGUAAAAUACUACGGAUGCGAAGUUCGCCAGGAUGAGGUGUUGAUUAUGAUGGAGUACUGCUCAGAAGGCACACUGGAGAAGAUCUGCCGUGAAGGCCUAGAUGAGGAGUUGGUCAGGCGCUAUACCAACAGCUUGCUACGAGCAGUUGCAUAUAUGCACAGUCAAAAAGUAGUCCAUCGUGACAUAAAGCCGGCCAAUAUUUUCUUGGAUCUUCACUGCGUACUGAAACUUGGUGAUUUCGGAUGUUCUGUGCGCCUUCGCGAUCAAGCAACAGUUUAUGGAGAAAUUGCUGAAUAUGCAGGGACUGUGCAAUACAUGGCGCCAGAAGUACUAACUUAUGGUGGUAUGGCAGAAGACGGAAAGUAUCGAGGAUAUGGCAGAGCUGUCGAUAUUUGGAGUAUUGGUUGUGUUGUACUAGAGAUGAGCACCGGUCGGCGACCAUGGCCAGAAAUGCAUGCAUUCCAAAUCGCGAUGAAGGUUGGUCAAGGAGUCCUCCCAGCUUAUCCUAAUCCCAUACGAUGGAUAUUGAAGCACUUUUUGGAUUCAUGCUUCGUAUUCAAUCCUGAUGAUAGGAAAUCCGCUGAACAGUUGCUCAAUGAUCCAUUUGCGGAUGUUCACGUUGGUCAAGGAGUCCUCCCAGCUUAUCCUAAUCCCAUACGAUGGAUAUUGAAGCACUUUUUGGAUUCAUGCUUCGUAUUCAAUCCUGAUGAUAGGAAAUCCGCUGAACAGUUGCUCAAUGAUCCAUUUGCGGAUGUUCACGUGGAUGCGGACUCUGUUAUCCCUUCACUCAUUGUUCAAGAUGACAAUGACGGAGAAAACAAGCCUUUAAGUUGGAAAACGAGUAAUCAAGGCGAUAAUAUCGACAAUCACGGUAGUGUUAGUUAUAGUAGCGGAAGCAGUGGCUGUAACAGCAGCAGUAGGUAG
This is a messenger RNA of Haemonchus placei, 3720 nucleotides long. NCBI's taxonomy places the organism in Eukaryota, Metazoa, Nematoda, Chromadorea, Rhabditida, Trichostrongylidae. The record is from the annotation of a GenBank genome assembly.